CUCAUUCUACUAUUACAAUGAAGACUGACGUCGCGUUUCAGUUCUCUUUACAGUCUAUGGAUGCGGCCUGCCGUCACUGAGACUCCAAUGUAUAUAUGAAUGGACUACAAUUACCUCUAAUAGCUCAAUGUUACAGUCUUUGCAAGAUCUAUAUUUCUGUCGGCACCGAUGUUUUCAAUCGUAAUCUUGCUCUCACUCCUGGCUGUUUCGGCAGAUGCGGAUUUUUUUCAGUUCGACAGCAUUUCAAAUGUUUCUACCUAUUAUUUUAAUUACAUCUAUUGCAAUAUAUGGGAAGGAGACUGUCAACCACACCAGGAUGAUGCGACACAACAAGUGCCUACUGGGGACAUUUGGCCAGGGUUUCCCCAGUACUAUACUGGCAUGCUGACUGCUUGGUACUGCAGCCUGGGUCAGUGCUGUGAUUCAGGGGACUGUAGGAUUACAAAUAACAUCACAGGAUUGGAGAGAGAUCUACAGGUGAAGCUCCACGGGCAGCACCUGGCUCAGUCUGUGGUUCUGAAAGCGAUUCAAGGAUUCAUCAAAAACCCCGAGUCCAACAAACCACUGACUCUGUCCUUUCACGGCUGGUCUGGGACAGGCAAGAACUUUGUUGCCCGGAUAGUAGCGGACAACCUGUACCGGGAUGGUAUAAAGAGCGAAUGUGUCCGUUUGUUCAUUGCCCCAUUCCACUUCCCUCAUGCGAGAUUGGUGGACGUGUACAAGGGCCAGCUGAGAGAAGCCAUUCGAGACCUGGUUCUGCGGUGCCCGCAGACUCUCUUUAUCUUUGAUGAGGCAGAAAAGCUUCAUCCAGGACUCAUCGAUGCCAUAAAGCCCUACAUGGACCACUAUGAUAAUGUGGAUGGGGUCAGCUAUAGGAGAGCCAUAUUUCUGUUCCUAAGCAAUAUCGGUGGUGCUGCCAUCAAUGAGGUGGCACUGGAUUUCUGGCACUCGGGACAGAAUAGGGAAGAUAUCGGCAUGGAAGACUUGGAACAUCUUCUGCGGGCUGAAGCCAUGGAGGCAGAAGGAGGUUUUGCACAGAGCGAGCUGAUGUCAGGCCAUCUUAUUGACUUCUUUGUACCGUUCUUGCCGUUGGAGUACCGGCAUGUGAAACUGUGUGCACGUGAUGCAUAUGCAGCUCGUGGCCUUCAGCCGGAUGAGGGGACGCUGGAUGAAGUGGCCAAAGCCAUGAUGUAUGUUCCUAAGGAGGAGAAACUCUUCUCUGCACAGGGCUGCAAAUCCAUUCCUCAAAGGAUCAAUUUCUUUCUACCAUAACGGAGCGCAACAUAAAAUCACUGACAUUAAAGAAACAGAAUAUACUUGAAUGAAGCAGAAAUGACUGCUGAUAUCUGAAAUGCAAAUUAUACAACACUGACAAUGCAGAAAAAACAGAGUUUCAACUCUAUAUAUUACACUCUGAGAGAUAGGACAGGAACAGAGGAGCUUGCUCGUGGCAAACCCUACUGUAAUGGUAUUUUUUUAUAAGGACCUUUUUAUGUAUCUUAGCUACUUCUCUCAAGCAAGCAACAUUACAGUCAACUUAACCUCUUUAAAAAAUAUUGUAUUUACAGUAAUGCACUUACAAUGGGAGGCUAGACUAUUAGUCCAACAGGCAGAACCACAACAUUAAAGGUUUUUUUAACAUUUGGGAAUUGCUCUUUUUUACUUCAGUAAUAUGUAUUUCUGAGCUAAACAGGAUAUUGAAUAGAAAAAAAAAAAAGUAAAGUGGGAAUCGAUUGGAUCUGCUGAGUUUUUCUUGUAAGUAUAUUAUUAUUGGCGAAUGUUUUUUAGUUUAUUUUCACAAACUGAUAGACCGUUUUAAAUCAUUUUCUGUGCUAAUCAACUGUAUGCCACUAAGCAGCUAAAUGUUUAUUUAAUCUGGAUUAAUACAUUUAUUGUAUACUUUUUUUGUGUUGUGUAUUUUAAUGUUACAAUCUUUUUUUGUUUUUAAAAUGACAACUAAAUGUCACCUCUGCUUUUUUUUUUGUUUGUUGAUGUUUCCAUUUUGUACACAUUUUGAUAUGAAAAUGACUGAGUUGUUGGGGAAGAGAUAUGCCACUGAAAUUAAUGUAGGUAGAAAAAAAGCUAGAGUGAUAAGCUUGACAAACAUGAGAAUGAAGGAUUUUAGGCUUGAUGUAAUUAACGUUUUUUCUCACAAGCCUGUAUGUAUUUUUCUGUUGUUUGCUCAUUUAUCAAAUUAACCUGAUUUAUUCACUCAUGCUAGUAAACAUAUCUUUGGUCAUUUCCUUGUAACGCAUUAGUUUUUGAUUUUACUUGUCAGCCCUGAUAAUGUUACUGCUGCUGAAAGAACUAGAUUUUGUCACCUGCUAAAAUUAUAAACUUUUGUAAAGGUUUUGUCUACAAAUAUCAGGCAAGUGAUACCAAAAGAGGUGCCUAUUGUCUGUUAUUUUUGGUUGAGCAAGCUUAAAUUAUGCAUUAGGAUUUCCCAUUGAUAACAGACACCAGUGGGAAACCGUCAGAUGCCCUUGUUACUGAUGACUUAUAUUUGAGGUGAAAAAAGAAAGAAAAAUAAAAGUUACAUGUGCCAAGCUCUCAAAA
Megalobrama amblycephala (Wuchang bream) is the source of this 2556-nucleotide messenger RNA. It is a transcript of the gene tor3a, whose product is annotated as torsin family 3, member A. Gene Ontology annotation, molecular function: ATP binding; ATP hydrolysis activity. The record is from RefSeq and is a predicted model, not a curated record. Gene Ontology annotation, cellular component: nuclear envelope; endoplasmic reticulum lumen. Lineage: Eukaryota; Metazoa; Chordata; Actinopteri; Cypriniformes; Xenocyprididae. The transcript is spliced from 6 exons. Bases 169 to 1272 code for a protein of 367 amino acids.